This is a messenger RNA of Alternaria atra, 891 nucleotides long. RefSeq lists its product as uncharacterized. Bases 1 to 891 code for a protein of 296 amino acids. The record is from RefSeq and is a predicted model, not a curated record. The transcript has a single exon. NCBI's taxonomy places the organism in Eukaryota, Fungi, Ascomycota, Dothideomycetes, Pleosporales, Pleosporaceae.
AUGAAGUCCACCAUCUUCUCCAUUGCUGCUCUUGCGGCUGUCUCUACUGCUGCACCUGUCAAGCGUGCUGAUGGCCCAUCUGACGGCGAUAUCCUCAACUACGCCCUUACCCUUGAGCACCUCGAGAACACCUUCUACAGCGAGGCCCUCGCCAAGUACAGCGUUGAGGACUUCAAGGCUGCCAACUUCUCCGAGGAGGCCUACAACCGCAUCAAGACUAUCUCAAGCGACGAGAAGAUUCACGUCGAGUUCUUGACCGGUGCGCUCAGCGCAGCUGGAGCCAAGCCCGUCGAAGCCUGCACCUACGACUUCGGAUACAAGGACGUUGCUUCCUUCAUGGCCACUGCUAGCGCCCUUGAGGGUGUUGGUGUCAGCGCCUACCUCGGUGCCGCCGCGGACAUCAUGUCCAAGUCAUACCUCACUGCCGCUGGAUCUAUCUUGACUGUCGAGGCCCGCCACUCGGCCUACGUACGCAACACCAUCGGCGCCUCGCCCUUCCCAGCUCCCUUCGACAACCCGUUGAGCUACAACGAGGUCUACACCCUGGCCGCGCAGUUCAUCAAGUCCUGCCCGGAGACCAACGCUCCCCUGCCUGUCAAGGCAUUCCCUUCCCUCUCCGCUUCCGCAUCUGAUGGAAGCAUGAUGAUCAAGGCUGGUAGCAAGAUCACUCUCGCCACCACUGGAUACAAGGUUGACGGCAAGGUCUACGCCGCUUUCAUCACCGUCACUGGCCCUAUCUUCGCUGAGGCUACCAUGGUAGAGGGCGGAUUCGAGGUCACGGUUCCUGAGAAGGGUAUUGCCGGACAGAGCUACGUUGUGCUCACCAGCUGCAACACUGCUGCUACUGACGACACCAUCAUUGCUGGACCCGCCAUUGUUGAGGUCAUGUAA